Messenger RNA from Chelonus insularis, 2624 nucleotides. RefSeq names its product dystrobrevin beta. Gene Ontology annotation, cellular component: plasma membrane; synapse. Gene Ontology annotation, molecular function: zinc ion binding. Lineage: Eukaryota; Metazoa; Arthropoda; Insecta; Hymenoptera; Braconidae. The coding region runs from base 143 to 2260 and encodes 705 amino acids. The record is from RefSeq and is a predicted model, not a curated record. The transcript has 14 exons. Gene Ontology annotation, biological process: synaptic signaling.
UUCAAACGAUUCAACGGCGAGUAUAGUUAUCCAGUAUGUUUUAAUACUAGUGACAAAUUAAUAAUUAGGCCAUUAUCUUAUCUUCAAAUAUAUCCAUACAAUAGUAACCAUGAAUUGAAGACAUCGGAAAAAUGUAUCGCCUAUGCUGGAAUUGCAGCAAAUAACAAUUUUCAAUUUGGAGUUAAAGUACAUACAGCUUUAUCAAGAAUUAUGUCUAACUUUGUGCGAGGCAUCAACACUGAUUGAAUGGAUGCAGUUAAAGAUAAUGGAAGAUGAACAACUUGUCAGUUCCGAUUUCGAUAUGAGUGGAGAGAAUAGUAGACUUCAUCUGUUACAAGAGCUGAAGCAGCAAAAUUUCGACUCUAUUCGUUUUGCAUCAUACCGUGUAGCUUGCAAAUUGAGAUUUAUUCAGAAAAAAGUCCAUCUUCACAAUGUCGAUAUAUGGAAUAUUAUUGAAGCAUUUCGAGAAAAUGGACUCAAUACACUAGACCCUUGUAGUACUAUUGGGGUGUCAAGAUUGGAAACACUUCUCUCUUCACUUUUUCAUGCUUUAAACAAGCGAGUUCCGGUUUCUCAACAAUGUAACAUACAAGCGACAACAACAUUGCUGUUAAAUUGGAUAUUAGCAGCAUAUGCGAGUAGUGAUAACAAUAAAAUUCAAGUAUUCUCUGUGAAAGUUGCACUAGCUACAUUGUGUGCUGGAAAGCUGAUGGAUAAAUUUCGAUACAUAUAUUCUCAAAUAUCUGAUAGCAAUGGCUGUUUGAUACACAGUAAGUUUGACGACUAUUUGAAAGAAGUUUUGAGGUUAACAGCGGCAGUUUAUGAGUCACCGUCUUUUUCAUACACUGAAGAUCUUAGUAACACAAUUUUCGUCACUGAUAUUAAAGUGACUGUCAAUGAUUUCUUGGACACUCUACUAUCAGAUCCGGGACCUAAUUGUCUUAUUUGGUUGCCUUUAUAUCAUCGAAUGGCUACUGUUGAACUUGUUAUCCACUAUGUUACCUGUGAUUCGUGUCAUACAUCAAACUUUACUGGAUUCCGCUAUCGAUGUCAGAAAUGCUAUUCUUAUCAAUUAUGCCAAGAUUGUUUUUGGAGAGGACACGUUUCUGGAAGCCAUAGCAAUGAUCACGAGACCAAAGAGUAUAGUAAUUUCAAAUCUCCGAGUAGACAAAUUGGUCAUUCACUACGGAAAAGUUUCAAAUGUAUGCCAGAAAAAGGAAAAAAUAAUAUUCCUCGAUUUCCCGACGAACCAGAGAAAACAUUGGACCUUUCACAUAUUGUUCCUCCAUCACCACUUCCAUCUCACAAUGGAUUCAUUGACCAAUCAUAUGUCAAUACUUUCGAUUUUGGAUCAUCAGAUAGUCGAAUAACAUUGAAAAGUUCAGAAGGUCUCAAGCUUGAUGAUGAACAUAAAUUAAUAGCACGUUACGCCCAUCGACUAGCACAAGAAAUCGAAAUUACGACAGAGAAAUCACCCCCUGAGACGAAUCAAUUGACAGAUGACACUUCUCAGGCCCAACGAGAACAAAUAUCACAACUUGAAGCAAAAAAUAAAGAAAUUCUUCGAGAAAUAGCUCGAUUAAGACGGCAGCAAGAAAUCGAAGGAUCUGGAGUGGAAAAUCCUACUCUUAUGAAUGAGCUUCGAGCGUUACGACUGCGAAAAGAUGAAUUAGAAUCACAUUUAUCAGCAUUACAAGACUCAAGAAAGCAAUUAAUGAUCCAAUUAGAAAGCUUGAUGAGAAUGUUAAAAAAUCAUCAAUCAUCACCACAAUCGACACCAAAUAGUUCACCACGAAGCAUUAAAUCUCCCUCAUUACAAUUGAAUGGAAUGACUAAUAGUAAAUCUGCGCCAGCAACACCUGGUGGAUCACUUACGAACUCUAUGCUCCAGCAUCAGCCGAAAAAUUCUCAAUUAAACAAGUUGGAUGACACGAACAUAUUUCAAUAUUACACCAAAUCGACAUCUAAUCCUGCUUCAAUAAAUGCAGCUGUAUCAAGUGCAUCUGUUAAUACUCUCCCAGAUAAUUUAACAUGCUUAGGAGGUGAUGUCAGAUCGGCAUUCAGAACUACUGCUCUUCCAAGCUGUAACAGCAUCAACGGAAACAAUUGUCCCGUAAAAUCUUUAAGGAAUGAUCUCUUAGUUGCAGCAGAUAGCGUUACAAAUGCAAUGUCCUCUUUGGUACGAGAACUCAAUGCAGAUAGCAGUGACUUCAAAUCAGCGGAUGUUUGUGCUGUUCCUAUUACAUCAAUAAACGAGUAAAUAGUGGCUACAGUUAACUGGCACGAAUAAAUUUUUUUUUACCUAUUAAUAUAAUUAUUCAUGAGAAAGAUACUCACGAACUUAUUAUUUUAUUUUUACUAUUUUACUCCAAAAAAUUCAAUAAUGUCAGGGAUUUCGGCACAAUCAGUUGGUAAAAAAUAAUUCAUUAACAAACAAUGUUUCAUGUCAAUUGUAUUUCAUUUAAUUGACAGUAGGAGUAACGCAAUGUUUCUUUUUAAAGACACUUAUUAUUGUUUAAUUUAGGAAAGAGCAGAUACAAUAGAUAUGAUAACUAAAAUAUAAGACAUAUACCUCCAGUUUCUAAUUUUCCUUUACAUUUUUUCUUGCCAGUAAUUUUGCAAAU